Cottoperca gobio is the source of this 3172-nucleotide messenger RNA. RefSeq names its product UDP-Gal:betaGlcNAc beta 1,3-galactosyltransferase, polypeptide 2 (gene b3galt2). Gene Ontology annotation, cellular component: Golgi membrane. The transcript has 2 exons. Gene Ontology annotation, biological process: protein O-linked glycosylation. Gene Ontology annotation, molecular function: N-acetyl-beta-D-glucosaminide beta-(1,3)-galactosyltransferase activity. NCBI's taxonomy places the organism in Eukaryota, Metazoa, Chordata, Actinopteri, Perciformes, Bovichtidae. The record is from RefSeq and is a predicted model, not a curated record. Bases 1146 to 2468 code for a protein of 440 amino acids.
UCAGUAGAGCGGUGUCUGACAGCCUGCCUGCCCGGGCCAGCAGCUCUCUUGGCCGGCUGGGAAAUCCGACAAGGGUUUAUCCAAGACGGAGCGGAGUAAAGAACGGAAAGCAGAGGACUGGCAAAAACCGAAGCGGGGUGUUGAAAGUACACGACUAGUUGUUUUUGUUUUUCCUUCAUGACAUGAGGAACAUGUUUUGGCUGUAGCCUAAUUGGACUCAGAGGUGGAAGAGGAUAGUAUUUUUUACAUUUUUCUCCAUCGCUUUCCCUGCGGAAGGACCAGUCGUACUCCUGCUGCUCUGCCGCCGCUACUCUCCACAUCCUUAGAGCGGGUCGGGCUCCGGAUAAACGUGUGUGGAUGCUGUGGUGCUUUCUCUUACAUGUUUACAUUGCAUAUCAUAUAUGGAGAGGGGAGAUAAACUAGUAAAAUAUCAGGAAACAACAGUGAAGCAGCGACAGGAACCAAAGUAAUUUAUUAAGUAGUCAGGUAGAAGAAGGCUGUGACGGACACAAGGAACAGGAGAGAGAGGAGAGGAGGAGUCGCAGCAGGAGGAAAACCAAAAGCCUGCAGGUUUGUUGAGCCUGUGGGGACGAGGACGAGGAGGGACGUAACACAUCCAAGGUGUCACUGUGAUUAGAGGAGAGGGAGCUGGAAGAGGAGAGACAUUAAAGCGCAGGUUGUUUCCAAUCCAAGGAGGCGGUGAUGGCGGGUAAAGGCACCGGGGUUCACACACUCCGUCAGCCGACCGCAGCCCUGUCGGCAGCCGCAGCAGCAGCAUGAGGAGAAGGAGACUAGAGAGAGUAAACACAGAGGAGCUGACCCUUAUCAUAUCCUGAAGGAGACGAGACAUCGAGCAUGACCUUGUGUUUGUCUACAGUGCCAAAGAAGAGCCAGGGAGGAGCCUCCAUGGCCAGAAAAUCAUCGCCUUCCUAGCUCCAUCAGGAGCCCUUUUAACCCUGCUGCAAGCUGCACUGGGGGGCUCAAACAUUCCCCUGACUCCACCAGGAGGCUCACUCCAACCCAUCUGCCAGCUCAGAUAACCCUCUGACUGUUGGCAACCACAUGUUUGAGGUGACUGUGUGUGACUGCCGCCGCCGCCCAUUCUCGAGCAGCAGCAGCAGCUUCCUGCGACCCCGAUCUGCAUCAUGCAGUGGAGACGGCGGCACUGCUGUCCCAUCAAGAUGACCUGGACCAUCAAGCGUUCCCUCUUCCGGACCCAUGUGGCCAGCCUUCUCUCACUGGCUCUGCUUUUCACCCUCUUCUUAUUUUUCAGCCACCAGGAUUGGCUGCCGGGACGCAGUGGGCCCCGGGAAAACCCGCUGGCCUACACCGUCAGGGGCUUCCGCAGCCCCAAGGGAGAAGCUAACCAGAGCAGCUCCCUGAGGAGCCUGUGGAGGGAGACGGGGUAUGUAGCGCCAAAGCCUCUGCUCAACCUCAGCUCUCAGCAGGCGGAUGGGGCGGCGGGGGAGGCAGCAGGAGGCGGAGGAGGAGGAGCCAGGAUGGGCGUAAUGGGGCUUGGGGACUCCAUGAGCACUAACAAUAGUUUACAGAAGGAGAUGGGUGUGGGAGGGAGGCUCAGCGCUCAGCCCUACCGCUACAUCCUGAACGAGCCCUUCAAAUGCAGGGACAGCACGCCCUUCCUCAUCCUCCUCAUCGCUGCAGAACCUGGCCAGGCCGAUGCCCGCAAUGCCAUCCGCCAGACAUGGGGGAAUGAGAGCAUAGCGAUGGGCCUGGUGUUUGUCCGUCUUUUCCUGCUCGGCACAGGAAAGAGCUCAGACAUCUACCUCCAGAUCAGCAUAGAGGAAGAGAGCCGCACUCACCACGACAUCAUCCAACAGGACUAUCAGGACACUUACUACAACCUGACCAUCAAAACCCUGAUGGGAAUGAACUGGGUGGCCACAUAUUGCCCACACGCCUCCUAUGUGAUGAAGACAGACAGCGACAUGUUUGUCAAUACUGAGUAUCUCAUCCAAAAGCUGCUGAAGCCCGAGCUGCCUCCCAAGCAGAGGUACUUCACUGGUUACCUGAUGAGGGGCUAUGCACCAAACCGAAACAAGGACAGCAAGUGGUAUAUGCCGCCAGAGCUGUACCCAAGCGAGCGCUACCCAAUAUUCUGCUCAGGCACGGGGUACGUGUUCUCAGGGGACAUGGCCGAGCUGAUCUAUCAGGCCUCUCUAAGUAUACGCAGGUUGCACCUGGAGGACGUUUACGUGGGGAUCUGCCUGGCGAAGUUGCGCAUCGACCCGGCCCCACCUCCCAACGAGUUCCUCUUCAACCAUUGGCGGGUGUCUUACUCCAGUUGUAAGUACAGCCACCUGAUCACAUCCCAUCAGUUCCACCCCAAUGAACUCAUCAAGUACUGGAACCACUUGCAGAGCAACAAGCACAACGCCUGUAUCAACAUGGCCAAGGAAAAGAACGGCAGGUACAGACACCGGAAGUUUCACGGAGAGAGGCCUCCUUGAUGCAUCCUGUGACUACCACCCGCCUCAUAAAAGGGAGAUGGGCGCACUGUAACUACAGCCGGUGGAGGGCAUAUUGAACUCAGCACUAUACACUAUAUGGGGAAAAGCACAUUGUUUUUGGUAUUGUGUACAGUCAAUGAUCCAAACUAUUUUUUUAAUUUGAGAAAAAAAUUAUUGUAAACCUGUUGAGCUAUUUCUAAAAGAUUGAAGAUUGUCUGUGAAGUGGAGCGUGCACAAAAAGUGCUGGUACUCAAGAGCGGUGUUUAUGAUAAUUCAUGUGCCAACAGAAAGGUGGUAAUUCAUGCUACAGUUAAUGUGAGGGCUCUCCUCUAAAGAGUAGUUAAGUAUUUCACACUUUACAAAUCUAAAAGAGACACAAUUGUGUUUACACAGACAAACAGAAAUGCACAUGUAUUUUGUGAAAAGUUACACUACCUAAAUAUGAAUGAAAGUAUAUUUGACGUUGACCAGUUAUGCUGCCCUGAUACUCAGUGUUUACGUUACAGAUCUAUCAAAGAACAUGACUCUAAAGAGAAGGUUUAUCUGUCAUAUACUGUAUUUUAUUUUAAAAAAUCUACAUGAAAGCACUCACGUCACGUCAGAGAUGACUGAGAUUGUAUUUUUUAAAGCUUUACAUUGAGUAUGACUCUGCACUUGAGCAAAUGUGCAAUGAAUUAAUUAACAAUUAAAUGUACUGAACUCAA